Molecule: messenger RNA, 1866 nt
Organism: Trichomycterus rosablanca
Lineage: Eukaryota; Metazoa; Chordata; Actinopteri; Siluriformes; Trichomycteridae
Gene: capgb
Product: capping protein (actin filament), gelsolin-like b
Exons: 9
Coding region: 80-1117 (345 amino acids)
Biological process (GO): barbed-end actin filament capping; cell projection assembly; central nervous system development
Cellular component (GO): actin cytoskeleton; cytoplasm
Molecular function (GO): actin filament binding; phosphatidylinositol-4,5-bisphosphate binding
Source: RefSeq, a predicted model, not a curated record
GGUUUUUCCUCCUCUGCAAAAUCUCUUCCUUUCUUUCACUGAACUUUGAAGAGUUUCACCAGCCAAAACUACAACAAGAAUGCUGACCCUGCAGGCCGCUCCGGAUCAGUUUGGGCCAGAGGUUAGACAGCCAGGCCUCCGAUGCUGGCGGGUGGAGAAGAUGAAGGCCAUGCCACUAGCUACUUCUGAAGUGGGAGCUUUCUUUAAUGGUGACUCCUACCUGGUACUGCAUAACCGGGGUGACCAGGGAGCGGACCUACACAUGUGGAUUGGUGAGAAGUCUUCUCGUGAUGAGCAGGUCGCUUGUGCGCUGCUUGCCACCCAGCUGGAUAACUUUCUGGGUGGAGAGCCAGUCCAGCACAGACAGGUGCAGGGCUACGAGUCACCAGAGUUCAUGAAUCUCUUUCCAAGAGGAAUUAGCUAUAAGGAAGGAGGAGUGGAGUCUGGCUUUAGAAAAAGUCAGUCUAGUUCUGGUCCAGUUCAAAGAUUGUAUCACAUUAAAGGGAAGAAGAAUAUCAGAGCCAAGGAGGUGGACCUGAGCUGGUCCAGCUUUAAUAAAGGAGAUUGCUUCAUUCUUGACCUUGGAGAGAAAAUCGUGUCUUGGGUCGGGUCUCAGGCCAACAUCUUUGAGAAGCAAAAGGUGCGAGAGAUUGCUACUCUUAUCAGAGACACAGACAGGCAUGGUAAAGCUGAAAUCACCCUUGUCAAUGAGGGAGAGGAGACUCCAGAAAUGCAAAAGGUUCUUGGUCCAGUGCCAGCACUUAAGGAGAGUACCCCAGAGGACGACAGCCAAGCAGAUGCAUCCAACACUGCCUCCCUCUACAAGGUUUCAGAUGCCACAGGCUCAAUGAAACUGACCAAAGUCUCAGAUAAAAACCCAUUUGCCAAGGACCUGCUUGUGCGUGAUGACUGCUUUAUCUUGGACAAUGGUGCAAACGGCAAGAUCUUUGUUUGGAAAGGCAGUGGUGCAAAUGCAGAAGAAAAAAAAGCAGCUCUGAAGGUUGCAGAUGAUUUUAUAGAGAAAAUGAAAUACCCCAGGAUGAAAACACAGGUGGAAAUCACACCUCAGGGCCGAGAGACUGUCAUCUUCAAGCAAUUCUUCCAAAAUUGGAAUUAAAACUUAAAACCCUUUGUUUUUUUAUCGCAGGGUACUGAAAAUUGCAGACAGAAAAAAGUCCUGCUAUUAUUACAUUAACAUGACCCACAGAGUAUUUUAGCAUUUCAUUAUUACAGGUUUACAAAGUUAUUGCUGUAGUUGGUAGUUAUUAUGGUAUGGUUAAGUUCUUCUAUAAAUGUAUUGCAUUACAAAUUUAGGGCUGUAAAUAUGAUGCAAUUAAUGCAAGUUGUUUUGGUUAGAAUCAAAUCAGACACCUUGAUAAACAUUUUUUUAUAUUUGGUUUUAUUAUUACACCACUGUAUUGCAUACAACUGAAACUGUACAGCAAUGUACAGCAACAAAUGAUACAAAAUUACUGCUUAAUUAUAAGAAUUUUUGAAAAUAUUUUUGUUGACAUAUCCUUAGUUUAGAAUUGUGGAAAAUCUCACAUUUCUCUUGUUAUUCCAACAUUUUGAUGUCACGAGCACUUCAUUAAUUUGAAUGUUCUAAAACUUUAGAAGACAGCAUUAAUAAGACAUUGUUUAAUCACUCUUGGCCCAAACCCACAAAGUUCCAUCAAACUGUAAUCCUAACCAAAUAUAACUGCCGCUGAUAAAAAUGACUUGUCAUAUACCAGUGUUCAUGCCAAUGUAAUAUUAAAGAAAAUAGUUUUUUACGCAAUUUGAUUGUUAAAAAUGAGUUUUCUGUGCUAUGUUUGCAGCAUUGCAAAUAAAAGGAUACAAAGAAAUAAAAUAAAAAACAUGAACUUG